AUGAGAAAAUUUGAUUGCAUAGAAAGGCCAUUAUCACGACUUUUCUAUCGGUAUGGUCGAUUUGUCGCCUUACAUCCACUUCCUUUUAUUGUAAUACCACUUUUAACCACCGCAGCCUGUGCUAUUGGCUUUUUGCAUUUGCAUCCUAUAACUGAUGCGGUUUACCUGUUUACACCAACGAAUGCACCUAGCAAACGAGAAAGGCUUAUUGUUCAUAAUUUAUGGCCGUUGCACGAUCAUAAUUAUAUUGCUGGUCGAACGGUGACCCAGUCACGUGAGAUUCAGGUAAUAGCGCUGGCUAGAGAUGGAGGCAAUAUUCUUGUGCCACCGUAUUCCGAGGCAACUCAUCGUCUGGAUUUGUUCAUCCAGAACCGAGUUAAAAUUCGGUAUAAACAUCAUGUUUAUGGAUAUAGUGACCUUUGUUUGAUGUGGAAGACGAGUGGUUGUCCAGGCAAUAAGCAUAUCCACAUAGUUAGCGAUUUAUUUAAUCACGGUAUCAAUAUUACUUACCCGAUGGUUCGAUUUGGAACCACAAGUGGCUAUAUAGGAGGUGCUCUUGGUGGUGUCAGCUUAUCUCUUGGACCAAGUAAUUCGAGUAUUAUCGCUGGAGCUCGAGCUUGGUUCAUGGUUUAUCAUUUAAAGUUCUACCCUCAUAAUAUUUCGUAUAUUUCUGGACUUUGGGAAAAGGAAUUACAACGCAGAUUAGAAAGUUAUCCAGUGGAUCCUUAUAUAACAUUUACAUUUCUUCAUUCUCAAACACUUCCUGAAGAACUUCGUCGCAAUGCAGAUUCGCUUAUUCCUCGUUUUGUUAUCGCAUUUUCAAUUCUUGUUGUGUUCUCUAUCAUUUGCUCUGUGGUCUUCAUCAGUGGUACUCUCUAUGUAGACUGGGUUCUUUCAAAACCUAUUCUUUCACUGCUUGGUGUAAUUAAUGCUGGAAUGGGUAUUAUUACAGGUAUUGGAAUCACCAAUUUUGUAGGCGUACCAUCGAGUGAUAUCAUUGGCGUAAUGCCGUUUCUACUUGUUGCAGUAGGAACUGAUAAUAUGUUUCUAAUGGUUGCAGCUGUUCGACAUACAAAUCGAGCAUAUCCCGUUUCAAGACGUAUUGGUGAAUGUAUGAGCGAUGCUGCCAUCUCCAUAAUGAUAACAUCACUUACCGAUGCUUUUUCAUUUGGAGUUGGAGCGUUAACAACAAUUCCGGCUGUACAGAUUUUUUGUAUUUAUACUUGCGUGUCGAUUUCAAUUACUUUUUUUUACCAGAUCACUUUUUUUUGUGCAUUGUUAUCAUUGGCCACAGAAUGGGAAAAGGACCAUUUGCACUGUUUAUUUCUUCGUCCAACUAUUCCAGAUUGUGAUAUCAAGAAUGUUUCUUUAUGCACUCGGCUUUUCUGGUUAGGAUCAAGAUCUGAUCCUGAUCCGAAAAAUGUCGCAAAAAAUCUUAAAGAAACGGGUGCUAUGUUAUUUUUUCAAGAAUGGUUUGCGCCGGUGCUUAUGCAACCUAUUAUACGGGUCUUGGUUGGCAUUUGGUUUGUGAUUUAUAUCGCGAUAUCUAUAUAUGGAUGCAUACAUCUUAGAGAGGGGUUGGAACCGGUCAAUCUUUUGGUCGAAGAUUCCUAUGCCAUACCUCAUUAUCGUAUUCUUGAGAAAUAUUUUUGGCACUAUGGAGCACCUCUUCAGGUUCUUUUUUGUUAUUUUUUGAUUUCACUGAAUAAAAACUUUUAA
Molecule: messenger RNA, 1719 nt
Organism: Dracunculus medinensis (Guinea worm)
Lineage: Eukaryota; Metazoa; Nematoda; Chromadorea; Rhabditida; Dracunculidae
Source: the annotation of a GenBank genome assembly